AUGGCACCAAUUAUUGACAGAUUUAAAAGUUUUUUUCGUAGUGGUUCUCAACCAGCUUCUACUAAAAGAUUGUUAACUCAUGUGAUCAAGUAUGAUGUUGAUCCGGCAUUGGAAUGGCAAGUUGUUGAAGACCUUGGCGAUGGAGCUUUUGGAAUGGUGCAGAAAGUGCAAAGAAUAAACGAUCAUGGGAGAUUUGCAGCAGCGAAGGUUAGUUUUUAAUGAUUAUUAUGAAUUUUUAGGUAAUAAUAGUUUACAAUUUUUUAAAAAGCUUGUUCGAUUGAUUAUUUAAUUGAUAAUUUUUAUUUUAUAAAGCUUAUUUAUAGUGCAUUUCCCUUGAGGACGGAGAAGAAUUAGAAGAUUUAGUAGUCGAAAUUGCCAUUUUGAGUGCGUACCCUCAUUCAAAUGUAGUUGGGUUAAUUGAUGCAUAUUUUAUCGAAAACAAAAUAAGUGUAAGGUCAAAGUUUACAUUGUAAUUUUGUUUGUUUACACGUUAUGUUAUUUGUUAUCUGAAAUUUUCAGAUGAUGUUAGAGUUUUGCGCUGGAGGAGCGGUCGACGAUAUAAUGUUGGAAUUGGGGAAGCCGUUGAAUGAAAGCCAAAUUUGUUAUAUUACACAUUACGUGCUGUUAGCAUUAGAAUAUCUUCAUGCUAAUUUGGUAAUACAUCGUGACUUGAAGGCCGGGAAUAUUUUGUUAACAUCGGAUGGAACUGUAAAAUUGGCAGAUUUUGGUGUUUCGGCCAUGAUGAAGGAAAAAAAUGAAAAACGAACUACCUUCAUAGGAACCCCGUAUUGGUAAGCUUAUUUAAAAUUUUUCGUGUUGACGUUUUUAGUGCCUUGGGGUAUAGAAAACGGUGGUACAAUACAAAAAUCUAUCUUCAAAUGCGUAAAGCUUUAAAAUUGACUUGAUUUGCGGGCAACAAUUUGCGAAGGAAAAUAAUACACGAAGAAAGCGCGGCUGAGUGGUCUAGUGGUAUGAUUCACGCUUCGGGUGCGAGAGGUCCCGGUUUCGAUUACCGGCUUAGCCCAAUUUCUUUUUAAAUUUACUUUGUUUUUACUACUUAAUUUAAAAUCAAAACAAUGAAGCAAAUUGGUUUUUUUUCGAAGUUUGCUUGUCAGGGGCGUCGCUACGGUUUUUCUUUUGAGAGGGGGGGAGGUCAAAAAAUUCCUUUUUAUAUUUUUUAACUUAUUUAUUUAUAAACUUUAGGAUGGCGCCGGAAGUUUUAGUGUGUGAGACGUUCAAAGACAAUCCGUACGAUUGCAUAUCUGAUAUUUGGUCGUUGGGUAUAACAUGUAUCGAAAUGGCGCAAGUAGAUCCUCCACAUUAUCAAAUAAGUACAAUUCGAGUGGUUGUGAAGAUCCAGAAAGCCAACCCUCCUACUCUCGACAAUCCGCAACGUUGGUCGACACUGUUUAAUGACUUUAUUGCUAGUUGUUUGGUAAAAAAUCCUAACGAUAGGCCGGCAGCAAAGAAUUUAAAAACGGUGGGUUUUUAAUUGAAAUUUUCUUGGUAAAAAAUUAAAACUUUUGGUUUAUGAAUUUAGCGUUGAAAAUUUUUAUAAAUUUUAUAGCAUCCCUUUGUGAACGAGGCACCGGACAAGCGACCUAUAAUCAUGUUGUUAAACGAAAAGAAUGCUGACAUUGUAAAUGAAGAGGUGCUACUAGAAGAAACAGGCUCUGUUGAUGAGUCAGGUUCGGUAAAAACUGUUGAUUUUGAUUCGUCGUCAGAGGUUGGUUCUCAAAAGUUUUCGGCUCCUGGUACGUCUUCUGAUUUUUCACAUGGCCACAAGCGGUUGGCUGAAAAAUUAAGUCCAGAUGCCACGCCGAUAGCGAAUGAAGUUAAUGGGAAAGUGGCUAAGAAAAGAUUUGCUGCUCCAAAACCUCCUGAUGAGGACCAUACACCAUUGGCAAUACAUCAAGAUAGGACUGAGGAGGUACGUAAAAAUGGUGACUUAAGUUUAACAUCUUUUCGUUGAUUAAAGCAAUAUUUUUUGGGAAAACUUAUUUGUUCUUUAUUUGUAUUUGUAUUAACAUUUGUAGAAUCAGGAUGUUAAAGAGACACCAUGUCGAAAUGGUUUUGCUAAAAGUUUAACACGUUUUGAAGAACCACUGAGCGAACUACAGAUUUCUGAAAACAGUCCAAAACAAAAACGAAACAUUUCGCCAGGAAAAGAAGCGCUUGAGAUUCUGGAUGAUUUGGAUAAUGUUCUCGAUAAUGAUGAAGGUGGGCGCUUUGAAUUGUUUUUUUUAUUUUUAGAUACGAAGCAAAUUGGAAUAUAAAUUUUGUUUAACCAAGUUGGUUUUUCAUGAAUUAAAGUUUUACUUUAGAAAACUCAACUCCACCACCUCCUGAACCACCAAUUGAUUACGACGAAACAAAGAACAACCAGGGAUUUUCAACUUCAAGAAAUAUUAGUAUCAGGAAUAAUGCUUUCAAUGUGGAUAGGCCUCAAAGUUUUGUCAAAUCCGAUGGAAAUUCUCUACGUUCUAGUACGUCGCCACGGCGGUCGAAACAUAUACGCGAUGUUUAUGUCGAACCCAUAUCUUCAAUCUCAGCAAUGGAAAACAAUCCACAUUUAAGACAGGCGGCGGACGAGGAGCCCAAGCUUCCAUCAUGUUCAUCUGAAUCUUUGAAGAAGAUAGAUUACUGUAAUGAAAAAGAAAAUCGACCGAUUGAAAGUCAGGGCUCUAUAAAUAGUGCUAAAUUACAAGGAAUACCACAAAUUACUUCAAUGUUACAUCGGCAGCAACCUAAUAGGGCAACGGUGACGCGAAAGACAAGAACGUACAUGGUAGAUGGGGUACAGGUUACUAGUACGACCUUACACGUUCUUGGGGCACAGCAGGAUUAUGCUAUGAGGUAAUUAUUUAAAUUUUAAGAUUUAAUAGAGUUUUUUUUGGUUUUCAAAAAUUUAAUGUGGUAUUUUUAUAAUUUGAUGACCCAUUCUAAUUUUUACAAAAAAACUCAAUUUUAGGAAAAAAGAACUUCAAGAAUUGAAAAGACUGCAAAGACAAGAAGCCCGGGACCGACAGUUACUAAAUGAAAGAAAUGAACAAGAAAAGGAAGUUCAAGAUCGAAAGUUUACUGACUUUAGAUACGUAAGUCAUGUUUUAGGAAAUUCUCACAAAAGUUUAUGUAAACAUUGAGUUUUGAACGAUGCAUGUUUUUUUGUUACAGCUGACGAAUUAAGUUGAUAAUAAAGAAUGACUUUAGAACGUUAUCAAAGCUUUUGAUACUGAAAUGGAACAGUUAUGCAAAUUACAAAAGAAACGAAUGGAAGAGUUAGAGCGAAUACAAGAUGAAGAGAAAAAACAAGUGGCAAAGAACAUAAGAAUAACUCAAGAGAAGGAAUACCGUGAUUUCCAAAUUCAACAAAGGGAAGAGCUGAAGCGUUUAAAAUACGAGACGGAUUUAUUACCAAAAAAUCAACGAAAAGAUACGUUUAGAAUUAGAAAAGAGCAAUUGGAACACAUACAAGCAAACAGGGUAACUUUAAGUUUUAUGCGGCUGUUUUUAAGUUUGCUAAGUUCAAAUUUUUGCAUUAAUAUACAAUAAUAUUUUUACUUUUUUGAAAACGAGAGCUGUAGCUUUUGUUUAGGAGAAUUCAUUUUUUGCUCACAGACAAAUGGCUGCAAACAAGGUGUUGGAUGAUCUUCAACAACGUCAUCAAGAGGCUUUAGCCCGGUUAGAUCGACAAUUCUUAAAAGAUAAACAGGAUUUGCAGCGAACAGUGGAAAGCACGUUGUGGGAACAGGAAAGACAGCAAAUGAAAGAACGGUUUGCAUUGCGGAGACAGCAACUAAAGGUAAUAUUAUUAGUAUAUUACAGUGGAACCUCUGUAUAACGAAGCCCCUGUAUAACGAACACUUAAAACCCGGUUGAUACUAUACAAGUCCUCCUGUAUAACCAAACCUCUUUAUAACGAACAAAUUUAAAAUAUCCUAGCAAUUCGUUAUACAGAGGUUCCACUGUAUUUUUUUAAAAGUUUUUAAUAAUUUUGUAAUAACUUAAAGAUUCUACGUAUUGGACAGAAGACUUUUAUUUGAUAAGAAAUAAAUGUUAUUUUAGGGGAAUUUUAACAACCAGCGUUACCUGAUGCAGCAAAGGCACACUCUCGAGACAGAACACAUACAGAAAGCACACCAGGCGUCAGAAGAACAUCUCAUACGAUCACUGGCUGCGGCGAAAAAACACAUGCCUAAAACGCUGAGAAGUGAAAGUAAAACCAGAGUGCAGAUCUUCAGGGAAUCGUUGAGGAUCAAUUAUCCGGUAAAACCUUUUAAUUCAGAUUUUUAAAGGAAUACGUUGAUAUUCGCAAAAUACUAGACAUAUUAUAAAAUGUUUAAAACUGGCAUAACAGUAUCUUACUGGUUUAUCGUCGUUCUUUUAGAAUGAGUCAUCUCAACAGUGGCACGACAGAAUUCGAGAUUUUGAGGAGCACGAAAAACGAAGCAUACGACAAAAGCUGGACGAGUACGAUCUGAAAUGUAAACGAAGAUUGGAAGAGUUACGCGAAAGUAACGAAAUCGCACAAAGAGAGUUGGAACAGAUUCAGGUAAUUAGUUUCUAAUAGGGGCGAAAAAUUAGUAUUGUUGCUUUAUUUAUGCUGAACAUUUUGGAGCUGUAAAAAAUAAAUGUACAAUUUUUAUAUUUUUUGAGGAGUGUAAAAUUUAAAUAGUCUUUUAAUUUUGUUUUUUCAGACCGAAAAAUCAGAAAUGAUUUUGAAAAGCGAAGAGCAGAAAGUGGCGGAGUAUGAAGAAGAGUACAAACAAGUUUUGGCCGAUUGGGAGCAACAGUUACCUUUUAGAAAACGCGUACGUUCAGGUUCAGUUAAACCACGUCUUUCUCAGAGUUUUUGUUCCUCUACGUCUCAACAGUUUAAUCUGUCGAAGUCUUACCUAACAAACGUCUCGUUUAUGGUAUGUCUUAACGUUGGUUUGGGGGUUUUCUUUUUAUAAAAGCUGUACAUUUUUUUAAAAAGUUUAUACGUAUUUUAUCUAAUUAUACGUCUUAUUUUCCACAGAACAUGGAAGAGCCUUUGUCUUCACGUCUCAAUCCUGACUAUACUCUUGCAUUGUGCCUUCGGCAACGUCUGCGUCGAUUAGGCAAUCGAUUCGAAGAAGAAACGGCAUCACACACAUCAUCUCCAAAAAACAGUGCUCACACCAGUUUUUCGGAAGCGGAUAGACCGUAUCAAGGCUUUCGGCAAAUGGAACACGAAAACGUGAUAUCGCGCAAGCGAACUGAAGUACAUUCAGCAACUUUGCCCCACGCACUCUAUAACAAAAGUCUGGAAGAUGUUACUCAAAAUUUGUCUCAACAUUCUAUUCAAAAUUUGAAUUCAUCUUUUAGGAGUUGGAUUUAUAGGAAGAUGAGAGGAACACUAUGAUUUUCAUAAAUGUAAUUGAGACAUUUAUAUGAUUUUAACGAUUGUUCUUCAGCAAUGCAAUAGAUACUUGUUUUAAGUCUUAAUGCUAUUCUGUAUGUCUGACAGUAGUUGACGGUAUUUUUAUUUUACUUAUAUUCGCGGGACCAUUAAAAAUGAGUACUGCAGACUGCAAAAUAUUUUAAUGUUUUCAAUAAUUGAUUUUAAUUUUUGCACUUUUUUUAAUUUUAUAGAUAAGUUUUAAUAGGUGUUCUCUUUUGUAUCUGUAAUAUUUGUAAGGAGCUAUUUUAUUAGUGGUAUGCUCCAAUAAUUAAUAUUUUGUAUGAAAACUAGCUUUUCUGGGUAUGAUCUACUAAUAGUAGGAAAUAAUUGUUUUUAGCGAUAGCUGGUUUGUUAUUUGUUGAAAAAUGUUUAAUAAAUGUUGUCUUUUUAUUAUUUUUUAUAUUGCCUAAAUCUAAGCACUAUUUCCAUUUUUUUGUAAAUCUUGCAGAUUUAUUUAUUUUUUACAUAACUGUUUUUUAUUUGUUUAUUAUUCUUGUACAGACAAUACUGUUUCUACCAUACUUUCAUAUAACUCAAAUUUUAGGAAUUGGAAGACCGUUUUCAAAAGGAAAUUUACGAUCAAGACGUAUUCUAUGCUCCGCUCAACAACUCGAUGGCCGGGCAUGAUAAAGGGCCUAAUUCUAUAUCUUCACUUUGA
This is a messenger RNA of Bursaphelenchus okinawaensis, 6083 nucleotides long. The record is from the annotation of a GenBank genome assembly. NCBI's taxonomy places the organism in Eukaryota, Metazoa, Nematoda, Chromadorea, Rhabditida, Aphelenchoididae.